Messenger RNA from Dreissena polymorpha, 3084 nucleotides. RefSeq lists its product as uncharacterized. Lineage: Eukaryota; Metazoa; Mollusca; Bivalvia; Myida; Dreissenidae. The record is from RefSeq and is a predicted model, not a curated record. Bases 1260 to 2306 code for a protein of 348 amino acids. The transcript has 2 exons.
CACGCGUGUGUGAUAACAAGGCGAUAACGCACAAUUCCUGAGGACACAAUAGCAUUGCACAAAUACUGGAAUAAAAUCUGAAGUUUCUUUUACUCUUCUGGAACUCGCAUUUGGUUACCUUGCCGCCGUUACGUGUAUCAUAUGUGUAUGGAAAUGAAAUUUGAAUAUAGAAUACCGAAAAGCUUAUGCUUUUGCUGGUAUAUGGAUAAUUUAUGUCUUGGAAUAUAGCACGACACCAAUCAGUCUGGUAGACGACAAUGUUUACGGUGGACAGACAGUUUUCAGCCCAAGCCACCGUACUUACGCUACUGAGAGUCUACCAGGGGAAAACCGCGGUAGCAACCUCCGGAAGAAACGUAAAGCUAUCCCAUGGAAUAAGGUAGAAGCCAUCCGAUUGAAUCAAAUGAAAGCCAAACAGGGCUGCAUACGACUAAAUUGGGGUAAAACUAUGUCAGAGUCAGAGUCGAGCAAACCGUGGAAGUGAACAUUUGUAGAACCAUAAGAGUGAAUACCCAGUGAAUGUGGUGGGAGGGUGGAGUUUGCUAUACAUGAUCAUGAUCCACUUGGAGCAGAAUGUCACCGACCAAACAAUUUACAAAUCCUCCCAUAUUAACGUAUUUGAACACGACGGGCUUGUACUCGGUAAUAUAUGUACGUAUAUGAAUGUAAUAAACAAUAUGAUAUCACCAUAUUUUCACAUGGAAAUGAAUGAGACGAAGGGGGUGCGAUAAAUUACACGUUAAAUCGACAAAUUAUAUGUUAAAAGUUAAAACUAAAUACCACAAAUACUGUUCUCAAUUCUUGGUAUGUUUAUUUUAAAGAUUGGACUUCCGGUGUAAACAGUAAGAACAACAUGUAAAGCUUAGCCUUAAAUAAUGUAUGCAAUCAGUGUGAUAAGUGUGACUUGGAAUAUGGAAAAUGUAAAAUUUGUGUAAAUAUAAAGGACUUAAAAACCUAAAAGAAGUACGUAUGAAAUUAUGUGUAAUAAAAUAAAAAAAUUGAUAGACAGUAUUAUUCAAAGCUAAAUACACUGGGUGGGGUAUCUUUUGCCCAAAGAUAAAUAUUUUUGAGCCGGUUAGUGCAGGUUUAGCAAGUACCGCUCAUCCACUCAUCCGUCACGCUCUACGUGACAGAAGAUCGUCACGCUUGAAUUAUUAGAUCAUAACUACGAACUAAACAGUGCAACUUAAUGUGUAUGAGCUCCGGCAUUUGCCGUUAUUUAUAAUUAUAAACCUCAAUUGACGCUCAAUUCUGUAAAAAUGAAUACCGGUAAGCGGACACUUUCGUCUACGGCGAGCGAAACUUCUACUAAUACAAGCUUACUGGAAACAUCUGUUUUCGAAAAAAGCGAAACAUCAACUAAAGGUGGCGGUCAAGGCAAAACUUCAAAGAAAAAUUCAAAACCUGACUCCAAAAAACAAAAAACCAUGAGUACAUUCGUCACCAGUAAGCAACAUGAUACAGUCGAUAUAACAAUCGAAAAACGAUUGGACGAAAUUAGCAACAAACUUUCCCGCGUCCUUACAAAGGACGACUCAACCUUUAUUAAAGACAUGAUAAAAGAAACUGUCGAACAGUUGAAAGAGAAGUUGUUGGGUAAUGUUCUACAUCGAAUAGAAAUUAUAGAAAGCGACUUGUUUGAACAAAAACGUGAAAUUACACUGCUCAAAAAUGAAAACGUCGCAAAAACCAAAAUAAUUGAGGAGCUUAAACAGCAAAACGCGCUUUUAGAACAAAAGAAGACCAGUGAUGCAGUAAACUUCGAUGAAUUUGCCAACAACACCGAGCAAUAUAGUCGACGUAACAACCUGAGAAUUGCCGGUGUGCCGGAAGACCAGGACCAUCAAUCCUCGGUUUGGGUGACUGAUAAAGUCGCUGCUCUGGUCAAUUCUCAUCUGGGUAUCUCCAUCCAACCCACUGACAUAGAUAUAGCCCAUAGGUUGGGAAAAUUCAAACCAGGUUCAAACCGACCAGUUAUUGUUAGAUUUAUAAGACGUCAAACAAAGAUAGACAUUCUGCGUAAAGCUAAAUUAUUUAAAGGGUCAAGCAUCUUUGCGAAUGAAGACCUCACCAAACUAAACGCAGAGGUGCUGGCAUCCGUCCGACUUAAGCAACCGAACGCCGUCGAAAGAGCUUGGUCAUUCGAGGGGAAAAUAUUUGCGGUUUUUAAAGGCAACGAACAUGCUACGCAGAUUAAAUACCCAGAAUUCAAAAGCUGGUUGGACAAGCCAUGGCCCAAAAAGUCCUAUUCUGAGACGGUAGGAAACCCUGCUCGUGCAAGAACCAGAGUGGCAUCAAACAAGUGAACAUAUUUUGUAAAAACAGUAUACAGUGUAUAUAAGAACAUUUAUUUCAAUUACACGGCUGUACAAACUGCGCUAGUAUUUUGUGUUAAUGGCCAUUUGUCUCUCAGCUUUCACAACUUAAAUCUUCCUUAAUUAAUAUCUAAUAUAGCAAUAUUAAUAUAUUCUAGACACCAUUAAUUAAAAAAUAGAAUAGUAUGAUAUAAAUGAAACACCACCUCUUCAUAUCAAUAUUCGUAAUUUUUCCGGCUAUGCUCAUGGAUUUGGAAGGUUUUCUUCUAUCACGGUUACGUCCCUUUGAUCAAAUGCAUCAUUAAUUCUCUACGUAAAUACGACUGCAUGUAGUAUAUCAAUAAUUAAAUAUAGCGUUUUAUGUAAAAUGGUUUCUCCAUACAGAGGUUUACUUUUGAACCAAGAUGUUGCCUAUCCUUUUCAUGUUUGUUAUGUUUUGGCUUUGACCCUUUCAAGCUGGCUCACUAGAAAUAUUAUUGUUCCAAUGUGAAAAUGUACACAAGUCUUACGAUAUGAUUUUCAUGUCAGUGUGCUCAAGUUUGUGUUUUUGUACAUAGCAUGUAAUACAACUCUAGUGCUUAUUUAAAUUUUCUUGUUUUCCCAUACAGUACAUUUUACUAUAAUAUAGCUGCUAACCUUCUGUUUUUGUGUAUACUUGUGUUUGCUGAUGUUCAUAAAUAUGCACAUGAACUAUUCAUUUAUGUCUGCCACUAAUGCAAAAUUAAAUACUCUUUUUUCAAUUCAGUAAUUAUUACUAUAACCUAGUUGC